AUGGCUGAACCGAGUCAAUCAGCAUGUGACUGUCGUCAUUGCCCCAUUUCGAAACCAGAAUCAGAUUGUUUGUGCAAUUCAGACAUUCGCGGCUCGUUCCAUAGUGAACUGUCUGGUAACACCUCCGGUAUAUGUUCCUUUCUAUCAACCAACUUGACCGCUGUUGGUCAGAAUACUCCGGCUCUAUCUCGGUCUGAUUAUUCAUUUUCCGAAGCGGAGCCAUCGCUUUUUGACAGUUUGUAUAGUAGUCAAUAUACAUCCGAAGGACAUCCUUCACGCGAGCCACUUGCCGAGAUCGAACUGGUGAGCAUUAUCCAACCAACCAUCCGAAUCCCGCGCUACCGUCUGCGUGUGGACCCGUGCACUGCAUUCAUCGGUUAUAAACACAAGGAUUUCUCUGGAGCUCGGCGUGCCACUCAUUGUCUUUAUCGAGCUCAUCCAUUGCCCACGCGACCCUCCGACCUGACCACCAUUCCAAGCGAAGAAGAUCUGUCCGGAUCGGUUAGAGAGGAGGAUCAUCUAAGGUGCAUAUCAUCCAGUUCAACUCCGGAACCGAUCUUGUCAAGCGACGAGGAGCAGACGCCAGAGCUAACGACAGAGCAAAUCGAACGUACUUUGGAUUACUUUCUGCUGUGUGGCUUGCGCGUCAGUCAGAUGACUCGGACCUAUGAGGAUUUAGACGCUAUCACGCACUUAUUAGAAGAAAAACAAAAUGAUCUCGAACUGGCCGCUAAAAUUGGCAAAACGCUGCUAGAUAAAAACCAAGACUUGGAGCGUCGGCUUUCGGAAGCAGAACGGAAACUGAUUCUAACGGAAGACACGGUCAACCAACUACGCCACACCUUAUCUAUAAAGGACAGUCUGCUUCAGAUCUACUCCCGUGAUCACCAAGAUGACUCUGUAGACGACCACACAACUAUCUCCUCGGGUUAUAUGUCACCUUUGCUAGCCGUCGGCCAUACCUCGGACAGCACAGAAGGAUUCUCACUGGCCUCUGUCAAUUUCACUCAUCUGAAUCGAAAGGUUCGUGAGUUGGAAGAGGAGAAUUUCGUUCUACGUGAAGAGCGUAACAGACUCAAUGCUACUGCGGACCAGUUAGACGAACAUGAAAGUGCUUUAAUCCGUGACUGUGCGCGUCAACUGGUAUCAGCCAACAUGCAUAUUCGGACUCUUUCAGAUGAGCUAUCGAGGCGCUCAGAUGCAUUCCUGAAUCAACAGUCAGAGGUGACCCGAUUGCUCACCCGCGGGUUGGAUCUGGAGAACAAGGUGAAACAGCUCUCCUCCGAAAACGACAUGUUAUCCAGCCGUCUGAAUGAGUCCCAACUUGCUCAGCAACGCUUGUCCAAUGAGCUGUGUCAGCUACGGGACAAGUACGACGAAUGCAUGUCCCUGUUCACCGAGGCUCGAGCCGAAAUCCGUGCCCUCCGUAAGCGUUCUCGGCGAGCAUACCUUCGCUCUGGAUGUACCUUUUCACCUUACAGUGUGACCGGCAGCAAUUCAUCAGCAUCGACUCCGACCGUUUUUCACCCCCUCCCUUGUGCGUUCGACCAAACUGCGAUUCCGCCGUCAUCGUUCUCUUCUACGCAACCUGAUGUCAGCGAAGGAAGCAGCUCGUCGCCGGAUCCGACAGCACAGCACUCCAGCCUAGAUGGUUGCUCGUUGGCUUCGGACAUUGCCUGGACCGCUCGCAAAGAACACGAAGCGACCAAUGUCGAUCGACUGUUGCGUGCAAUGAAUCAGGCACACUGUGCCCAUGACCCAAAUGCUCGAGCUGUCACUCUGAUGCCUCCACGUGAGUACGGCCCGGAUGAUACUGUAUCCAGCAGUGGCUUCGUCAGUGGAUCAGAACCCUCUGAACUAGUGCCCCAUUCCACGUUAGGUGACAAUUCUCGCAGCCGAGAACACCAUUUACUCAGUGCCAUUCCAAACACUACCUGCGACGACGCAUUUUCGGACCAACUUCCAGACGAGCAAUUGAAGCGCCACAGUUGGUUCGGAGGCGACUCGACCACAUACGGCAGGAAGACCUCUUUUGGUAUUCGUGCCGCCACACAUCAUAACAGUCUGGAGGAAACCAUACUCCCGAGUGAUCCCUCUCUGUUGUAUGGACUAUCGAGCUUCCGAUCACCUCAGCGGCUUCAGUUAGUUAAGCCACUAGAUGGAUCCGAAGUGUUACAACAGUGGCAGCGGCUGGCCACCCCCAGUUUCACUCGUGCCUUGUUCGAAGCCCCUUUGCCUGGAGUGCAAAGUCGGGCUGGUGUACCUCAAUCAGUUGAUGUAUCUACUCCGACACAACCACAGGUUCAACACAGCCAAUCACAGUCUGGGCCCAUAUACUCUACUCCUUUACGAUCAAUUUCUUCCAGUUGCCCAGCUCAGGACGGUAACAGCCAUGCGGGAACUCUUUCCUUUCCUUCCAACGAAUCAUCCAGCCGCUUCGGUGCCAACUUACCCGCGCAUUUAACCGUGGAUAGAAUCCGCUGUCGAUCUUUGGAGAGUCUUCGCCCAUCGGCUCAUAAUCUCUCUCACCGCUUCGACGCUAAAGGCCAUCGCAAUCCGUCGGAGGCUAGUGUUACCUCUGCUUCCUCUCCAUUCUCCAUUUCGGCACUUGUCUCGGCAUUCCUCCCAUUCUCUCUGUCCUUUCGAAAUUCCUCUUCUGAGAACCACUCAUUCGUUCCGUCGGAUGAUAAGCAACUUUCCUCGGAGCCAGUCCGGAUCCGUCCUCGAUCGCCUCUGUGCUCACGAGGGUUACUGGAUGUUGCCAAAAUCGGCUCUGACCCAUCCACUUCCCUUCAGCGUGUGACUACGGCCCUUCAGUCUAGCCCGUCAGCGAGUACUAACCUCCCUUCGGCAAGACCUCCCCCAAAUCCACCGUCUUUGUAUACACGGCCUCCUCCUCCUCGUACCAUACGCACCAGUAGUCUGUCCGGCAUCCUGGAAGAGUCUGGAUCACCACCUAAGUUGGACAGCUCAUCGGCUGAAGGCGUAACAGAAACUGCAUCGUAA
This is a messenger RNA of Dicrocoelium dendriticum, 3006 nucleotides long. NCBI's taxonomy places the organism in Eukaryota, Metazoa, Platyhelminthes, Trematoda, Plagiorchiida, Dicrocoeliidae. The record is from the annotation of a GenBank genome assembly.